UUUCUUUCCAUUGCAUUCCCGACGAUGGCCGUCUUGGACAAGCGCUUCCACCGCCCGCUGCACAUCUUCAGCGUCGGCCUGUGCACGGUCCUGACAGUGAAACUCGUUCUUUUCACGGAAUAUAAGAGCCCCAUGGGUCUGCCCAACCAAGAUCACGUGUUCACAGGGAUUCAAAAGUACACACAGGAACAACUCGACAAGUUCUUCAAAGUGGACGAGGUAGCUGCGCGACGAAAGAAGCAAGGUGCCGAGGACGACAAGUGAUCCCGACAGACCCCCCGAGUGACAACAAAUCGACUCUGUGUUUUCAUGGAUGCUGCGAGAUUCUACUGUCCUCCAGGCGACUCAGAGGACGGAGGCGGCAUGGACGACGGACCACAGCCUGAUGAUGGCGCCGCGUCUUCGCUGGAAGGUGCAGGUGUAGCUGCUGCACUGGGUUUGAACACAGCAAACUGCGGUCGAGGCGGCGUUCGUUUCGCUGCCGCUGCCCCACCUCGCUGCGAG
This is a messenger RNA of Aphanomyces invadans, 504 nucleotides long. RefSeq lists its product as hypothetical. Bases 25 to 264 code for a protein of 79 amino acids. Lineage: Eukaryota; Oomycota; Saprolegniomycetes; Saprolegniales; Verrucalvaceae. The transcript is spliced from 2 exons. The record is from RefSeq and is a predicted model, not a curated record.